GCCGGGAGCAGGCCUGCUGAGCUCUUGGGAAAGACAGGAGCAGAUGCCUGAUGCCUUAGCCCACCUGUGACCCCAGGUGGGGUGGUGAGGGUGCGGGCUGGAGGCCUCUCUCUGCCUCAGGGGACCCUGGAGCCUGCAGGAUGGAGGGGGAGAGUAAGGAGAAGCUGGCAUCUGUGUCCGAUCUGGUGACUGUAUUUGAGAACAGCAGGGCGCCAGGAGCAGCGCCCGGGGCCCACCAUGCCGGGUGCAGGUCUCCCCCACCCGAGGGCCCGGGGGAGAAGCCCAGCGUCGAGGAGGCCCUGGGGUCCGGGCCCAGGACGGUCAGCAGGAGGUACCUGAGCUCCCUGAAGAACAAGCUGUCCAGUGGGGCCUGGAGGAAAUCUUGCCAGCUCAGCAGCUGCCCUGAGCCAGGGACACAGGAGCCUGAGAAGAGGAUCGUCCAGGAGCUGCUGGAGACCGAGCAGGCCUACGUGGCCCGUCUGCACCUGCUGGACCAGGUGUUCUUCCAGGAGCUGCUGGAGGAGGCCCGUAGCAGCAAGGCCUUCCCCGAGGACGUGGUCCGGCUCAUCUUCUCCAACAUCUCCUCCAUCUACCAGUUCCACGCGCAGUUCUUCCUCCCAGAGCUCCAGCGGCGGCUGGAUGACUGGUCAGCCACCCCCCGCAUCGGGGAUGUGAUCCAGAAACUGGCCCCCUUCCUGAAGAUGUACAGUGAGUAUGUCAAGAACUUUGAGCGAGCCGCCGAGCUGCUGGCCAUCUGGACUGACAAGUCUCCCCGCUUCCAGGAGGUUCUCACUCGAAUUCAGAGCAGCGAGGCCUCGGGCAGCCUGACCCUGCAGCACCACAUGCUGGAACCUGUGCAGAGAAUCCCACGCUACGAGCUGCUGCUCAAGGAGUACGUCCAGAAGCUGCCAGCCCAGGCCCCGGACCGGGCUGAUGCCCAGAAAGCCCUCGACUUGAUCUUCUCAGCCGCGCAACACUCCAACGCAGCCAUCAAGGAGAUGGAGCGGCUGCAGGACCUGUGGGAAGUGUACCAGCGCCUGGGCCUGGAAGACGACAUCGUGGACCCGUCCAACGCCCUGCUCCGCGAGGGCCCCGUGCUCAAGAUCUCCUUCCGCCGCAGAGACCCCACGGAGCGCUACCUUUUCCUGUUCAACAACAUGCUGCUCUACUGCGUGCCUAGGGUCAUCCAGGUGGGCGCCCACUUCCAGGUGCGGACCCGCAUCGACGUGGCCGGCAUGAAGAGAGGAAGGGAGGGCUUUGGGACCCUGGGCAAGAGGAUGGUGAAAGGCAAGAAGGAGUUGAUCGCCCGGUUCUUGGAUCCAUUUGAGGUGGUUCUCCCCCCUGUCCCCCCUUUAACGACUCCCUUGCCCUCUCCCCAGGCCUGCCAAGCAGCUAUUGACCAAAUCGAGAAGCGGAAUGAAACCUUCAAGGCUGCGGUGCAGGGCCCCGAGGGAGCCGCCCAGGGCCAGGAGCUGCAGUCAGAGGAGCUGGGCCUGCGGGCGCCACAGUGGGUCCGGGACAACAUGGUGACCAUGUGCAUGCGCUGCCAGGAGCCCUUCAACGCCCUGACGCGCCGCCGCCACCACUGCCGGGCUUGCGGCUACGUGGUGUGCGCCAGGUGCUCCGACUACCGGGCUGAGCUCAAAUAUGACGCCAACAGGCCCAACCGCGUCUGCCUCCGCUGCUACACUUUCCUCACCGGCCACGUGCUCCCUGAGGACAAGGAGGACAAGAGGCGGGGCAUCCUGGAGAAAGGGUCCACGGCGGGGGCCGAGCGGAGCCUCAUGAGCAGCUUCCUGCAGCUCGCCGGGGACAAGUGGGGCAAGAGCAGCACCCGGGGCUGGUGUGUGAUCCCCCGGGACGACCCCCUCGUGCUCUACAUCUAUGCGGCCCCCCAGGACAUCCGGGCUCACACCUCCAUCCCCCUGCUGGGCUACCAGGUGACCACGGGGCCCCAGGGGGACCCCCGAGUCUUCCAGCUGCAGCAGUCCGGCCAGCUGUACACCUUCAAGGCCGACACCGAGGAGCUGCGGGGCCGCUGGGUGAAAGCCGUGGAGCGGGCGGCCAGCGGCUGGAGCCCUGGCGACCCCGAGGACGGAGACCUGUCUGACUGAGCCCAGCGGCCGCUCUCCCGCUCAGGGCCUGGCUCCUGCCACGGCUGCCCCGGGGCCUCUGACCACCACCCCACACUGAGCCCAGUCGCUCUCUAGUUACCGGUGCCCAGGCCGUGUGUCCCGAUUUGGUGACCGAGCCUCCGGUUUGCCCAGCCCUGAGGGGGAUCCCGGGGCAUGGGCCUUUCAGUGGUAAAGCCGGAAUGUCCGAGGUCACCCGGGCGGCUGGUCACCAGUGUGGUUCUCACCUUGGGCUGCACGUUAGUAUCACCUGGGGUCUUUCAAACAGACCCCUAGAAAUAGAAAAAUAAACUAAAAAUUGGAAAUGCCA
Myotis brandtii (Brandt's bat) is the source of this 2442-nucleotide messenger RNA. It is a transcript of the gene FGD2, whose product is annotated as FYVE, RhoGEF and PH domain containing 2. Gene Ontology annotation, molecular function: guanyl-nucleotide exchange factor activity; metal ion binding. Gene Ontology annotation, biological process: cytoskeleton organization; filopodium assembly. The record is from RefSeq and is a predicted model, not a curated record. Gene Ontology annotation, cellular component: cytoplasm. The transcript is spliced from 16 exons. Bases 141 to 2114 code for a protein of 657 amino acids. NCBI's taxonomy places the organism in Eukaryota, Metazoa, Chordata, Mammalia, Chiroptera, Vespertilionidae.